UUCUCAGAAAAAUAAUGAAUAAAAGUCCAAAGUCUGACUAAAAAGAAGCUCUCCAGUUUGUUCUUAAAAAUAGGAAGGAAGAUGACUUUUAUUUUGAAGGCAGACAUAAAGCUGGCACAGGCAGGGUGUUUUAUUUUGAAGGGCCCAGCCUCCACAGAGGUAGAGUCUGAGCGGAGGGAGGUUGGAUCUCAGUAGCAACAACUAUGACAGGAUCGAAGUUCAGCAGCUGAGUCAGGCCGGUUGUCUUGGACGGAGACCGAGCACCGGAGGACGCGCGAGGAGUGUAAGGACGUCGGUGUUACCUGGACGGACUAAACUCGGAGGGACUCGCUCGGUUUGUGGAUCCACGCAGCGGCGGCGGCUGGAGCCCGAAGCUCGGAGAGCGUUGAGCGGCUUGGCGGCGGUCCUGCUGCUAACGAAACAUGAACAAAAACCACCGAGUGCAGAGCAGCCGUUCUCUCAGUGCCGUGGAGGUGAAGAGCAAGUUUGGUGCAGAGUUUCGUCGGUUCUCACUGGAUCGGUCGAAGCCGGGCCGCUUCGAUGAGUUCUACGGCCUCCUGCAACACGUGCACCGCAUCCCCAACGUGGAGCUGCUGGUGGGCUACGCCGACGUGCACGGCGACCUGCUGCCCAUCAACAAUGACGACAACUACCACAAGGCCAUCUCUACCGCCAGCCCCCUGCUCCGGCUGUUCCUGCAGAGGAAAGAGGAGGCAGAUUACACGGCGUUCGGUACCGACUCGCUGACCAGGAAGAAGAACACGGUGCUCUCGGCGGUUCUUCUGCGACCCGACGCCAACAGGAAAAAGCCGCCAGUCAUCAUCAGCCUCCCGAGGGACUUCCGGCCCGUAUCCUCCAUCAUCGAUGUCGACAUCCUGCCGGAGACGCACCGCCGUGUUCGCCUCUACAAGCACGGCCAGGAGAAACCGCUGGGCUUCUACAUCCGCGACGGCUCCAGCGUUCGGGUCACAGCGCAGGGCCUGGAGAAGCUCCCGGGAAUUUUCAUCUCCCGCAUGGUUCCUGGCGGCCUGGCCGAGAGCACCGGCCUGCUGGCGGUCAACGAUGAGGUGCUGGAGGUGAACGGGAUCGAGGUGGCUGGGAAGUCUCUGGACCAGGUGACGGACAUGAUGAUCGCCAACAGCCACAACCUCAUCAUCACCGUCAAGCCUGCCAACCAGCGGAACAAUGUUGUUCGCAGCGGAGGAGGCGGUGGCGGCGGUGGCGGUGGCGCGGCGUCCGGUAGUUCUGGACGCUCGUCGGACAGCGGCGCCAGCUACUACGGCUACUCAUCGCAGGCCGCCGCAGCCUCCAUGCCGAUGCACAUCAUCCAGAACUUCCCGGUAGAUGAGCUGGAGAGCGAAGAUGAGGACCUGGUGAUUGAGGCGGAUGGCGAGGCCGAGCCCAUCAGGCGAGCCCCAUCCAACUACAGCAUGCCGUCGCUGCCUCGCUACGAGCCUCACCUCAACCUCCGCGCCGCCACCACCUCCGUCUCCUCCUCCGCCCUCUCCAUCAACGCCAACGGGACCCUGCCGGCCAGUGGCAGCAGCGGGUCGCUCAGCAACACCAACGCCACCUCCACCACGUCGUCGCCCGACAGAGCGACGGAGAGGCGGAGUCUGGAGGAGGACGGCACCGUCAUAACGCUGUAAACGCCCAGCGUUCACACACUAAACACUGGAAACCACAGAGGGACUCAGAAACUUCCACAAACACUCGGGGGAGUGACGGACCAGCAAAUCAAACAUACCAACAUCCAACUCCACCACACAGCGACUGUACCUGAGAAGCACAAAGAUUUGUGUACAUAUGUAACGGGAACACGACACCGACAUGUUUGUACGUCCAAACAUUUACACCAUGCUUUGCUGCUCUACAUGCCAAUGAUCACGCAUGUGUGCCAUAGUCUGAACCCCCAACUCAUCACACCUGCAGACACAAAAACGUCAAAGCAAGAAGUUGAAUUCGACGCCCUGCAUUUUAUAUCUGAAUAGGGAUCGACCGAUAAGGGUUCUCCAGGGCCAAUUGUUGGUAUUUUAGAAAGGCUGAUGGCCGAUAUUUGGGACUGAUUUACAUUUCAUGUUAUAUUCUAACAGCAUGUGUCAGCAGAAAACUCGUCGUCCAUAACGAGGCUUCUUCAAUAACAUGAACCAUUACUAAAUAUGUAUGCUAGCAAUAGGACCGAUGAUGUCAGAGCAUUUACUGAUCAUCGAUUGAUUGAGAUUGAACAGUUUGUCUCUCCAAGCUUUUAAAAUUUUAUCACGUUUAUUAGCCACUAAGGGCCCAGAUCUUAAAUCAUUAUUUAUUAUUAUUUUCCAGACACAGUUCCUGCAGGUGCCUUCUACCGUAGCCACUAGCUGCUAACCUCUAGCGGCUAGCAGGUAGUCUCUAGUUGCUAGCCUCUAGCCUCUGUGAAGGUAGCUCAUUUCCUGUGGCGAUGGCUGCGUUUCCUGUUCAGUUUUUGCUGGGCUGAGGCCACCAAAUGUGCUCGUCUGUCUCUCUGUGUAAACAGCCUCCAGUGAUUGGCUGUUACUCAUGACUUGUAACCAAUCAGACAGAGCUGUGGGCGGGACAUUUGUACGAACGGACAGGCGGCUAUCUGACCCAAAUUAGCACUUUUAAUUUAUCGAUAAUUGGUAACUGGACAAACCAAACAUCGGUCCUGAUAAUCGGUCGUCCCUGUUUCUAAACCGCUAAAGACACUUUAGCUCCUUUUAGAGGGCAAGUAUGAAACUUCUUAUUUUAAACAUCACAUCUCCAGUGUGUGAAUAGUAAAUGCACUCUGAAGCAGCUUUUUUUUUUUAAGCUCCAGCUUUUGUCUGUGGUUGUUUUUCACACUUUAGUCCCACUAAGACCACUUGCCUUGCGAUACUUUCCACACAUUGAAGUACCACAUUACUCAACACAGAUCUGCGACAGUACUGCAGCUUUUAUUUAGGGGAGAAACCACCUAAAAAACAAAACAAACAAAAACAAAUCUGGGUUCUUUGUGCUGACUCAGAUGCUUUUGACCACUAUUUUUAGCCAUUCGUCCUGUUUUUACGGCCGACUGAUGAAUUCAUUUACCAUUUAGCUUGUGCUUUGUAUCAUUUUCUGUUUCUUUUUACUUGUGUCUCACGAGUGACUCUCAAGUUUCCGAAGUUGUGACUCCAGAAAACUGCUCCUGCCUGAUAUGAAAGGUAGAAUUAAUUUCCCUCGUUGUGUUUUUCCUCAUAUUGCACUCCUUCUCCUUUCCGUGACAAGGGCUAUUUCCCCUGCUGCAUGUGUGUAAAUGACGAAACAUGAAUGUGAUUUUGAUUUUGUUUGUUUUUCCUUCUUUUUUUUCCCCCCGUUCUCUCCAGACCAGAACUCCACAUAUCUGAUCUGUGCGACGUGUUAGUUCACUUGGAUGAGACAUUUACAAUUUUUUAUUUUGAUUUUUUUCAUUUAAUAGUUAAAGACUUGCUGUGGGAGAACGUGAUGCAACAGCUGCAUUCAGAAUUGCUAUAAAAUCUGGAAUUUGGGCCUAAAUGGCUCAAAACUCAACUAUUGGGUCAUUCCAGAAUUAGAGGAAAACCUUCUCUUUACAGUUUUCUGCUCCAUAUUCAUCAAUAAUAGGUAAUAAACUAUUAAAGGCUUGAUAGGCUCAGCUUACACAUCAAUGGUACCAUUUUUAUUCCAUGUUUUACUUGUUGUUUGCUAACUCUACUCUAAUCACAGUAACAGGGUUGAUAAUCCGUGCUAAUGCUAGCUUUUUCUCAGCAGUAGAAGCUAGAUACUGAUGGAAAACAGUCAAAAUAAUUAGUCUUAUCCUGAUAAUAUGAGGUAGAGAGAGACAUUCAAUCAAGGCUGACAAUGUUAUGAAACAUUGAAGAGAGGACAUAGAUUUGCUCUACCCAUUCUAUUGGAAAACUGUUUGAUGACUUAAACAACAAAAAUGAGACAAAAUGACAGAAAUAAGACAGAAAAGACAAAAAGAAGACACAAAAUGACAAAACAAGAUACAAAGCGACAAAUAUGAGACAAAAAAUGACAAAAACAAGAUAGAAAAUGCCACAGUGAGACACAAAACGACAAGAAUCGGACACAAAAUAAAGCUAGAUAAAACGACAAAAACUAGACACAAAAUGACAAAACCAAGACGCAAAACAACAAAAACUAGUCACAAAAGACAAAAAAUGUCAUGAGCAGGGUUGCUGUCCUCCAGUUCUGGAAUGACCCUAUUGUUGUCCCACACUAAGUCCUGGACAGUCUGAGUCACAUUGAAACUAAAGCAUGCAGGUGUGCUGAGCAUAAACCACUUUCUGUUUGAUAAAGGUGAGGCCAGUUGGCUUUAUUCCAGCUCUGACCUGCGUUUGGUGACUCCACUGGCUCUAUAAUGAAGCCAGAAUUUACCGUCGCCUCUUAAAAUGUGCAAGUUGGGCCGUAAAAUCCGACUUUAACUGGAUUUUGUUGGGGUGAAAUCGGGCAGAAAUGUUCUCACGGUUCCUGAGCAGAUCCAUACCCUGUAAUAUAAUAUAUAAUGUACGUCCAUUAGCAUUACACGCUGCUGCUAACCGCCUCCCUGAAGUGAGAGCAGACGGUCAAUUAUUCCACUUAUUGAUUUUCUUUUCUCUCUUCUGUUCCAAGUGCUAACCCUGACUUUACAUGGAUUUGUAUCAGUAGUGCUUCAGAGUCGUGUGCAUUAAAAACGCAUGAAGGUCCACCGCUUGUAGAAAAAGACAAGAUUCAAAACAACAAAGAGGAGACGCAAAAUGACAAACGAGAGAAAAUGACAAAAAUAACAAACGAGAAAAUGACAAAAACGACACAAAACGACAAACUGAACGACAAAAACGAGACAUAAAAUGACAAAAACAAGGAACACGACAAAAUCUAGACACAAAACGACAAAAAUGAGACAAAACAACAAAAACAAGGCGCAAAAACGACAAAAAUGAGACAUAAAAUGAUAAAAACAAGGAACACGACAAAAUCUAGACACAAAACGACAAAAAUGAGACAAAACGACAAAGACGAGACACAAAACGACAAAAACAAGGCGCAAAAACGACAAAAAUGAGACAUAAAAUGAUAAAAACAAGACAAAACAAGAUGCAAAACGACAAAAAGCGACAAGAACAAGACACAAAACGACUAGCUCUGUUUAUCAGUUUAUCGUGUGAAUCCCUGAUGAGCUCGUUAGACAAACUGCACACUAAAGGUUAUUUUAUUGGCCUUCUAUGGUACAGAAAAUGCUGUUAUUUCUUCUUCCAUUCCCUUUAACGAAUCAUCCGACUGUUGGAAAUCUGUUAAUUUAUUCUCUUGAUCUCUAACUUUUACCGCAGGACACUGGGAUUGUUUUUUUUUUAAUUUAUUCUCUAAUCAUAUGUCUGCAUAUUUUCUUCCUUUGUACACAUUUUAUGACUUUAUUUUUAUAACUGAUGUGUUGUUUUUUUUGUUUAUUUGUGAUUGUUUGGUCAUAAAUCUCAUGGUACAGUAGAUUUUAUCGCCCGUUAGAGAUGAUUAGUCCGUGAUUUUAGUGUUCUGGCUGAUCAGAGGAGGACACUAUCACUGUUUUUUUUUCAUACUGUGAAUUACUAUCAUCAUCAUCAUCAUUAUUAUUAUUGUUAUUAUUCUGUGGGAGAGAAACCGUGGUAUUAGUGCAACCACCUCAGAACAGGCUAAGUGUUGUGCUUUGAUUGUUCUUAUUUUUUUAAAUGAUUUUUGGCUUGCCAGAUACAUCUUAUGGUCUAGAUUUGUAAUAAAGAUUGUCAGUAUUUUCAUAUCAAUGCUAUAUAUGAUGUACAUUUUAUCGACAUUAAAUGAAAAGAUGUUUUAAGACUGGAAAUGUAUGAAAAGUAUGAUGUACACCUGUAACUGCUGAUUGGAGGAGCUGGAUAAAAUAAACUAAUAUGUAGCAAUAA
This is a messenger RNA of Acanthochromis polyacanthus (spiny chromis), 5882 nucleotides long. It is a transcript of the gene pard6b, whose product is annotated as par-6 partitioning defective 6 homolog beta (C. elegans). The coding region runs from base 423 to 1649 and encodes 408 amino acids. NCBI's taxonomy places the organism in Eukaryota, Metazoa, Chordata, Actinopteri, Pomacentridae. The record is from RefSeq and is a predicted model, not a curated record. Gene Ontology annotation, cellular component: nucleus; cell cortex; apical plasma membrane. Gene Ontology annotation, molecular function: protein kinase C binding. The transcript has 3 exons. Gene Ontology annotation, biological process: regulation of cellular localization; establishment or maintenance of cell polarity; centrosome cycle.